ACUUCUGGAUUUUGCGGCUUCAGAAUUGUUAUUCACGAGAACUACUCUGAGCCGGCGCCACGAUAGAACUGCUUAGCACAACGGCCACGAUGACGGCAAGACCAGCAGCCACCGAUCUAAAGCACGAGACCAUGACACUGCCAUCAGGUUCAGUCUCACACAUAUGGCAAACAAACACAACGCCUGCUCGUGCGGUAGUAGUACUCCAGCACGGCUUCAGCGAAUAUGCCGAACGCUAUGUCGACGCACACCACAGCCUUAUCCGAGAGCUCAACGCUGCAAACUACACUGUGUACGCCCUCGAUCUAUGGGGCCAUGGACGCUCACCUGGUACACGCGGAGUGACGCAUCUCGGCAAAGCCGUGGAGGACCACGUUCACCUACGGCGCCUCGCCAGCAAGCACGGAGCACCGAUCAUUCUGUUCGGACACUCGCUAGGCGGCCUCGUCACCGCAGGGAGUGCAACUGCAGACUCUGAAAACAUCAAAGGAGUUAUUCUGACAGGACCUGCGCUGCCUGACCAAUUUCCGGGUCUGGCGAGGGCUGCGAUUGGACUCCUGGCUAGGGCUAUGCCGACGGUUUCUGUCCCACUGCCGUCUGCUGGGCUUGAUGGCUUGACUAGAGAUCAGGAGGAGGUAAAGAGAUUCACCAGUGAUCCGCUUGUACCGCAGCGACAGAUUCCAUUUCUCAUAGCUGCCACUGCGUUGGAUACAAUGCAGAAGGUUAACGAUGGGUUGAAGACGUGGAGCUUGCCGACCCUUGUUAUUCAUGGGACGGCUGACACGUAUGUACUGUGGAAAGGGAGUGAAAAGUUUGUACAAGGAAUUGCUUCAGAGGACAAGACCUUGAGCAGGUACGACGACGGGAGACACGAGUUGUUGCAUGACCCGCCGUGUGCCGAUGAAGUCUUUAGGGAGAUCUUGGGCUGGAUCGAUACACAUAUAUGAAUCAAC
Molecule: messenger RNA, 953 nt
Organism: Boeremia exigua
Lineage: Eukaryota; Fungi; Ascomycota; Dothideomycetes; Pleosporales; Didymellaceae
Product: Alpha/Beta hydrolase protein
Exons: 1
Coding region: 90-947 (285 amino acids)
Cellular component (GO): membrane
Molecular function (GO): lipase activity
Source: RefSeq, a predicted model, not a curated record